This is a messenger RNA of Chinchilla lanigera (long-tailed chinchilla), 1458 nucleotides long. RefSeq names its product laminin subunit gamma-1-like. Lineage: Eukaryota; Metazoa; Chordata; Mammalia; Rodentia; Chinchillidae. The record is from RefSeq and is a predicted model, not a curated record. Bases 1 to 1362 code for a protein of 453 amino acids. The transcript is spliced from 6 exons.
AUGCCCUUUGAACCCCUUUGCUCCUGGGCCCUAACCCUUGCGGCACUCAGAGCCCCUCCUCCCUUCCGGUCCUCACACUGCCCCUGCCGCUUCUGUGCCUCCACCCGCCCCACCCGGGGACCGCGUUGUUCUCACAGCUCAGGGUUUCCCCAGGGUGCUGCCAGCUGCCCACAGUACUUGGAGUGUCCCCGCACCACACCCGUGGCUGGUGCUGCUCUCCGAAUCCCCGCCCACUCUUCCUCAGGAGCUGUGACGGAAGUUCCCUGCAGGGCUGGCUCCUAUUGCAGACCCCAGACUGGGGUCCCCCAACUCUGCCCUGGGGGGUUUGUCUGCCCCGUUGGCUCCUCCUCCUACCUCGGCCCAGGGCAACGCUGUCUGUUUCCCUAUUACUGCCCCCUGGGCAGUGCCCAUCCUCGUACGUGCCCUGGGGGCUCUGAGGCCCUGAACAGGAGCGGCCUCAGGCUCUCUGCUGGGACUUGCUGCCGGCAGUGCGAAGCUGGCACCUACCAUAGCCAGGCACUGGAUGCCCUGCCCUGCCAACCCUGUCCCGCUGGAUUCAGCUGCCCCCAAGGCUCAGAGAGUUACCAUAGCCAGCCCUGCCCGGUGGGCCACUACUGUCCUCCGGGGAUGCCCAGCCCCAAGCCCUGUCCAGCGGGGACCUAUGGAGGUCGUAGCCAGGCCAAGGAAGCCGAAGACUGCAGGCCAUGCCCUGCGGGCACCUUCAGCGCCCUGACUGGCCAGGCAGGCUGCCUUCCUUGUGGGCGCUCAGCCUUCUCCCCUCCGGGUAGUUCCUCUUGCACGUGCUGGGGCCUGAACAGGGUCUUCCAGAAGUCGGAUGGCUCCUGCAUCUGCCAGACAGGACAUGUCUCCUACGACCACGGGGACCUGGGAAGGGGCCAGGACAGCGACGGCAAAGAGGACUGCCAGCCCCAGGUCGCUGAGCGCUGCCCACCUGGAGACGUCCGCCUGGCUGCCACCCACAAGUGUGUGUCUCCGCAGACGCAUGACUGUGCCUCCUUCUGCCACCCAGGAGGUGGGGAACUCAGCGUGGACCUGGGCAUCUGCCAGUGCUUGGAGUAUGUCUCAUCAGAGGAGCUCUGUGACGUCCAGUGUCUAACCAGGGCCCCUCAGCUCUCCUUGGUCUGGGGCCCCAGCAGGGAGCUGAUUCUCAGCGUGAAGAGGGAGGCAGGAGACAUCAUCCAGAGGGUAAGCCCCUCUCAGGAAAGGCUGGCAUGGGAAGGCAGCCUCUGCCUGCUGGCGACAAGGGACGUGGGGUCACCCAGUCCCUGCAGCUGCAGAGAAACAGGCACCAAGCAUAAGGGGAAGGCCCGUUUGCCAGCAGACAGUGCCCUGCUCAGCUAGCUGUCUGUGGGCCUUUCCCUUCAUGCUGAUGCCCACCAUACAAUCCGAAAGCCAGAAGGAGCCACAGAAAGCAUGCGUGUUGCUUUACAACACAGG